GUUCAGCGAAACAUCAGAGGACGAGCUAACAAGCUAACUAACGUCUGUCGAGAAAUACGCAGCUGCUUUUUGCCACCGGGACAGUUUUGAGUGUUUUAUUGCUUUUUUAUUUGUUUUUUAAGGCGGUACACAGCAGCUACACAAAGGAGCGGGUCUGCUGACAUCAUGUUUAGUGCCUUGCUGUGCGGAGCUGCGGUGUUUCCAGGGCUUUUCUGCAGCUUCAGGAAAAUACUCAAACUCAGACAGUGGAGUGAGAGGGACGCAGUGGUUAUCAGUGAGAGGCUGGUCUCCUCCAUCCAUGCCACUCUGGCUACAGCAGCUGGAGUCACAGUUGUGGCUUCCUGCAGGGACGUGAUGACUGACAGUCACUGGCUGGUCAACUGGUUUAUUUUCUUCGGUGCUCCCUACAUGACCUAUGACAUCUUUGCCAUGUAUCUGUGCCACUACCACACUCAGAGGGUCAGAGGUGUCUCCCCUGCAGGCAGCGGUCACUCCCUGCAGUCAGUCAGGGCGUUCCUCAUCAAGGACUGGAUGUUGGUCCUCCACCACGCAGCCCUGCUUGUCGUUUUCAUGCCCAUCGCUCUGUUCUUAAGAAGAGGGCUGGGGGAUUUCUUCAUCGGCUGCAUGUUCACCACAGAGUUCAGCACUCCUUUCCUCUGUAUAGGACAGAUUCUCAUCCAGCUGGGCCUCGACAACACAAAGCUGCUCAAAGUCAAUGGCAUCAUUCUCCUCCUGAGUUUCUUCUCGUGUCGGAUCCUGAUCUUCCCCUUCAUGUACUGGAUGUACGGCCGGCAGUUCAGGAUUCCUCUGCACAGAGUUCCCUUUCAUCUGCCUCUUCAUUGCAACCUGGGCAACCUGGUGAUCCUGUCUCCUCAGAUCUACUGGUUCAUCCUGCUGCUGAGGAAAGCUAACAGACUGUACCUGAGACGGAGGAGACAGGUGGACAAAGACAAGCCCAAGACUAAAUGAAGAGCUCAGCUGUUAGCAAACAUGAGACACCAAAGACAUGAUCAGGUAUUGGUGCCACUGUUAGAUGAGAAAAAAAUAACAGAUUUUGAGAUUAGAGUUUUAAUAUUUUAGGAGUAAAGCCAUAAGUUAAGAGGAAAACAGUUUGUAUUUUGAGAAUAAAGUGAUAAUAUAUUUUUUAAUUAAAGAAAUAUUUUAGAGAAAAAACAUUAAUAUCACCAUAUUUCAUAAAGGAAGAUUAGUCUCAUCAGCCUUUUCAUUUAUUACAAUUUUUUAAAACAUUUCCCCCAAAAUAUACUUCGAUUUGAAAUUUUUAUGUUACGGUUUACAUUUCCUCCACUUUAAACUCAAAUUCUGAGAUUUUUUUUUUUUUUUUUUUACUAAUUGCUCUAAUACAUGUUGAUCAGUGAAGUCUCAGCAGUUCAGUGUUUGUUGUGCACUGUGGGAUUGUGUGGAUUUAUCUGUGAUUUAUGAGAUUUAUUAGUCACAGUGUGAAUGUUUCCUCUUAGCUGUUAUGUGACACAACAGUCUAAAAUUUUGUCACAGCUUGAACAAAUCUUAACCACAGAGACUAUUUUUGUACAAAUUAAAGUCUUGUUUGUGAUGAAUAAAGUUAUAAAAUUAAGUAUUGA
Amphiprion ocellaris (clown anemonefish) is the source of this 1598-nucleotide messenger RNA. Its product is annotated as TLC domain containing 3A. The coding region runs from base 166 to 969 and encodes 267 amino acids. Gene Ontology annotation, cellular component: endoplasmic reticulum; membrane. The transcript is spliced from 5 exons. Gene Ontology annotation, biological process: lipid homeostasis. NCBI's taxonomy places the organism in Eukaryota, Metazoa, Chordata, Actinopteri, Pomacentridae. The record is from RefSeq and is a predicted model, not a curated record.